GGGCCUGGGAGGACUCACGCUGGGACAUGCUGACCACAGGCUUCCAGGCGGCCGAGCCCCACUAGACCCCAAGGAAACCGUGGCUCUGGCUGCGCCUCAACAUGAGCAGCCCACAGCCUGCCGCCCGAGGAGGACUUUCCGAGGUGGAGAUCAUCUCCCAGCAGGGGGACGAGGAGACCAAGAGCGUCGCUGCGGGGCAGCUGGCGAGCUUUGCGUAUCGGGACUUGCCCCUGGCCCCCGUCGACCUCUCCGCGGCGGGCUCGCAGCUCCUGUCAAACCUGGACGAAGAUUACCAAAGAGAAGGGUCCACCUGGCUGAGGCCGUGCUGCGGGAAGAGAGCAGCCGUGUGGCAGGUAUUUUUGCUCAGUGCCAGUCUCAACAGUGUCCUGGUAGCCUGUGUAAUAUUGGUGGUGAUUCUCCUGACCCUGGAACUGCUAAUAGAUAUAAAGCUCCUCCAGUUUUCCAGCGCCUUCCAGUUCGCCGGCGUCAUCCACUGGAUCAGCCUGGUCAUCCUCUCCGCGUUCUUCUCCGAGACUGUCCUCCGCAUCGUGGUGCUUGGGAUCUGGGACUACAUCGAGAACAAGAUCGAGGUGUUUGACGGGGCCGUGAUCAUCCUGUCCUUGGCCCCGAUGGUGGCGUCCACUGUGGCCAACGGGCCCCGGAGCCCCUGGGAUGCCAUCAGCCUCAUCAUCCUGCUCCGCAUCUGGCGGGUGAAGAGGGUCAUCGAUGCUUACGUCCUGCCCGUGAAGGUGGAGCUGGAGCUGGUCAUCCAGCAGUACGAGAAGGCCAAGGUCGUCCAGGACGAGCAGCUGGAGAGGCUGACGCAGAUCUGCCAGGAGCAGGGGUUUGAGAUCCGGCAGCUGCGGGCGCACCUGGCCCAGCAGGACCUGCCGCUGCAGCCCUCCCCAGACAGCGGCGUCCCGGACCCGGCCGUGUGUGUGGUCACCACGGCUGCCAUAGACAUCCACCGGCCCAACGUCUCCUCGGACCUCUUCUCGGUGGACGUGCCCCUGAAGCCCAGCAGCAAGGGCGCCUGGGUGAGCUCCGCCUCCGCCUCUGCCUCCGAGAGCGCGUCCUGCUCCACUGGCAGCUCCGUCACCGGGGCCCAGAGCGACAGCAGCCAGACCCUCCCCUCCCCCCUGCCACUGUCACCACCACCCCAGCCGCCCGUGGCGGAGACCACCGUCCAGGACCUGCUGUCCUCCCUGUCAGACGACCCCUGCCCGUCCCAGGGGGCCUGGGACCCAGCCCCCUUUGCCCAGCCCAGCCCCGCGGGCUCCCCCCAGACCAGCCCGGAGCUGGAGCACAGGGUCAGUCUGCUCAACCGCAAGAACCAGGAGGGCUUCCCCGUCCUGCAGCUCAAGCCCACCCUCCACUUCCAGGCCGCCGCCCCGACGCUGCACAGGUUCUCCUCGUUGGAAUCCAAAGAGCAGACGCUGCACAGGGUCCCGGAAGCCUAGAGUCCCGCUGGGCUGGGGGUGACGGGCAGACAGCCCGGGGCCCAGAGGCCACCCAGGGCCAUACGAGGGACCCAGGAGCCCACCUGGCCUCUCGGGUGCCGCCUGCCUCCAGGGAGGGGACGCCAGGCCAGGAGGACACAUGCCUCAGACCUCGCCGCCCAGAGCUGGUGCCUCCCUCUGGCUGAUCAGGGGAAGGUGGUGCUCGGCUGGGGUUUUAAACCAUUUUUACAAGAACCAGCCUGUGGCCCAGCCUCUGCCAUCGCCUUCGCUCCCGGCCCCUCGGGAGCAGCACUGUGAGCAGGGGCUCCAGCCCCACCCGCGCCCUCGCGUCCAGGCACCUGGGUGGAGCCCAGUCUCAGACGACCACUGAGCCCACGUCGUUCCUCAUUCUCUCAUUUCCGCAUGAGCCUUUCUGAGUAUUUUUAAGACAAACCCUAGUUUCCACCCUCACAGGACGUAAGGGGUGAGUUUGGAGGUGGGUGGGCGUGUCCUGGGGAGGGACGCCAUUUUGCACACUCAGCUUUGUAAUAAAAGCCAGCUGCACUGAG
Molecule: messenger RNA, 2008 nt
Organism: Myotis brandtii (Brandt's bat)
Lineage: Eukaryota; Metazoa; Chordata; Mammalia; Chiroptera; Vespertilionidae
Gene: TMEM266
Product: transmembrane protein 266
Exons: 11
Coding region: 102-1460 (452 amino acids)
Cellular component (GO): plasma membrane
Molecular function (GO): voltage-gated channel activity
Source: RefSeq, a predicted model, not a curated record